This is a messenger RNA of Phalaenopsis equestris, 1990 nucleotides long. RefSeq lists its product as uncharacterized. Lineage: Eukaryota; Viridiplantae; Streptophyta; Magnoliopsida; Asparagales; Orchidaceae. The record is from RefSeq and is a predicted model, not a curated record. The transcript has 11 exons. Bases 278 to 1864 code for a protein of 528 amino acids.
UUGUUUUUUUUAGCGUUUUCGUAACACACAUUAGCCGUAAUACUUUUAAUUGUGUUUCCUUGUGAACGACUCGCGUCUUCUGACGGAGAAUUCGUAGAUCAGCGUGCUUUAUUGUGAUGAUAUACUGAUUCUUCGUCUGAUUUCGAUAACCGGCAUAUAGUUGGAUUCAGAUCCCAUUGGCAUAGUGGUUAGCGAUGUAAACAUCACAAUUUUCUAGGGUGGAAAGACCCAUAGCUACCUCCUGAUCGAUAUUUUCCCAUCGGCACAGUGGUCAGCGAUGUUGUCUGGGGAGCUACUUAACUGUUUGGAGAGAUUUCACUUGUCUCACUCUUUGACGGAGAGUUCUUCCUCCCUCGAAGGAAUUGAGUGCACCCUAUUUAUCGAUGUUGAUCUAUGUUUAAUUUCCAAUAUGAGCAACGAGCCUUCUAGGACGGGAUCUAUUCCUACAUUGAUGGUUCGUGGCAAUCAUUCGGGUAACAGUGAGUACAAUUCUGAUAUAUUCACUUCCUUUCCGGCCCUUCGUGAUGCUGCUUCUUAUCUGACUCAGACGACUUCAUACUUAACUCGCUGCUUUGGUGGGUCUCCUGAUGAAUCUGUUUUAGAUGAUGGUGAGGAGUUGGUAACAUUUAGUUCUGGAGAAGCGAUCAGAUCUGACUCAGUGAAUGGUUUCACAGCCUUUCAUGGCUCUGAUGGUUCUGGAACUUCCUCAGUAAUACCUAAUGAAAGAGGCAAAGCUUCAUUAGGAGGUUUUUCUGAAGCUGGGACUGGAACAUUAGUCUCGGCUAGUGUUUUUCAGACCGGCCCUUCUAUUUUCCAAGGUCUUAUUUCUCGAGCUAGGAAGACUGUUCUUGGCUCAGCCGAUGAUAUCGGAUGGCUUCAGUGUGCUCCUGGCAUGCCUCCUGUAGAAGAUGGAACUGAUCGAUUCAAGGAGUUGCUUGAAAAUAUCAGAAACGAUGAACAUAAAUUGCCAGAUUCUUUGGUUUAUUUGUUAGUUCCAGGUCUGUUUAGUAAUCAUGGUCCCCUGUAUUUUGUUAAUACAAAAACAUGCUUUUCAAAGAUGGGACUUACUUGCCAUAUUGCUAAAAUUCACAGCGAGGCUUCAAUUGAUAAAAAUGCCAGAGAGAUCAAGGAAUAUAUUGAAGAAAUAUAUUGGGGGUCGAAGAAACGUGUAAUGCUUCUUGGACAUAGCAAAGGUGGGGUCGAUUCUGCAGCUGCAUUAUCUUUGUACUGGCCGGAUCUGAAAGAUAAGGUCGCUGGUUUAGCCUUGGCUCAGAGUCCCUAUGGAGGUAGCCCAAUUGCUUCAGAUAUUUUGAGGGAAGGCCAACUAGGAGAUUAUGUGCAAUUGAGAAAAAUCAUGCAAGUUUUGAUUUGCAAAGUCCUCAAGGGAGAUUUGCAAGCCUUAGAAGACUUGACUUAUGAAAAAAGAAGGGUUUUCUUGCAAAAACAUCAAUUGCCCCGCGAACUUCCCGUCGUCUCUUUCCACACCGAAGCAGGUUUAGGACCCAGUGUCCUUGCCACCUUAUCUCAAGUUGCCCAUGCCGAGCUACCUGGCAUCGGUGACGGCCAAUCCACAAAGGUGCCUGUAGUCAUGCCACUCUCUGCUGCAAUGGCUGCCUGUGCGCAGCUACUUCAAGUCAGGUAUGGGGAGAAGAGCGACGGCCUCGUUACAAGAAGAGACGCCGAGGUUCCUGGCUCUGUUGUUGUCCGACCAGAGCGAAAACUGGAUCAUGCAUGGAUGGUAUACUCUACACUCAAUGACAGCCCAGGCGAAGGCGAUGCUUCUCAGGUCUGUGAGGCUCUCCUCACGUUGCUUGUAGAGGUUGGGCAGAAGAGAAGGCAUGUAAUUACCAUGAAAGAUGAGUGAGAUUUGCAAUUUUGCUACACAGUAAGUGCUGCAUAUAGUGUAAACUUUAGAAUUUGUUGACACGCAGGAUUUAGAUGUAUAACCCUCUAUUUUAGUGCUCCUAUUUACGAUGAUUCUUCUAGUUUA